CGCCCGGCGGGUUCUCGUCGGCCGCCGUGGUCUCGCGAGAGGACGGCCCCGGCUGCUCCGGCUGCUGCGGGCGGGCGCCGGCGGGAGGCCGCGGCCGCUGUACCCUCACGGUUAUCCACACUCUUCCAGGGCCAGCAGAAGAUGAUCACAUCCCAGGGAUCAUUGUCAUUCAGGGAUGUUACUGUGGGCUUCACUCAGGAGGAGUGGCAGCACCUGAACCUUGCUCAGAGGACCCUGUACAGGGAUGUGAUGUUGGAGAACUAUAGCCAUCUUGUCUCAGUGGGGUAUUCCAUUGAUAAACCAGAAGUGAUCCUCAAGUUGGAGCAAGGAGAGGAGCCAUGGAUAUUAGAGGAAGCGUUCCCAAGCCAGAGUGACCCAGAAUUAAUUAAUAGCAAUGGAAACAAUUCAAGAAAGAAGUUGAAUGAGUUUAACAAAGGUAGAAAUUGGCUCCAUAAUGAUAAGUAUGAAAGAAUUCAUUCUGAAGAGAAACCUUAUGAAUAUAAUAAAAAUGGGAAUGACCACCUUAAUGAAGACUUUGUUCACCAUCAGAAAAUUCAAAUUUUGGAGCAACAUUUUGAAUACAGUGAAUGUAGAAAAGCUUUCCAUGAGAAUUCACUCUUUGUUGUACAUAAGAAACCUUAUACAGGAAAGAACACCUGUGAAUACUCUGAAUAUGGGAAGAUCUUCUGUGAUAUGUCAUCUCUCCUUGCUCAUCAGAGAACACAUCCAAGAGAGAGUCGCUGUGAAUUUAAUGAAUGUGGAGAAAAUUUCUUGGAAGAAUCCAUUCUCUUUGAGCACCAGAGUGCUCGGCCUUUCAGCCAGAAGUCAAACCUCAUUCCAAUUCAGAGAAACCACUCAAUUGACAAUAUAUUUGAAUAUAAUGAAUACGGAACAUUUUUCAGUGAAAAGUUAGUCUUUGGUGUACAACAGAGAACACAUACAGGAGAAAAACCUUAUGAAUGUCAUGAAUGUGGAAAAACCUUCAACCAGAAGUCAGCCCACACCAGACAUCAGAGAACACACACAGGGGAAAAAUCUUGUGAAUGUCAUGAAUGUGGAAAAACUUUUUAUAAAAAUUCUGACCUCAUUAAACAUCAGAGAAUUCACACAGGGGAAAAACCUUUUGAAUGUCAGGAAUGUGGGAAAUCUUUCAGUGAAAAGUCUACCCUCACUCAACAUCGGAGAACACACACAGGGGAGAAACCUUAUGAAUGUCUUGAAUGUGGGAAAACCUUCUCAUUUAAGUCUGUCCUUACUGUACAUCAAAAAACACACACAGGGGAGAAGCCUUAUGAAUGUUAUGAAUGUAGGAAGGCCUUUCUCAGAAAAUCAGACCUCAUUAAACAUCAAAGAACUCACACAGGGGAAAAACCUUAUGAAUGUAAUGAAUGUGGGAAAUCCUUCUCUGAGAAGUCAACCCUUACCAAACACCUGAGAACUCACACAGGUGAGAAACCCUAUGAAUGUAUUGAAUGCGGAAAAUUUUUCUGCUACUAUUCGGGUUUCACAGAACAUCAGAGAAGACACACAGGGGAGAAACCUUUUGGAUGUAAUGAAUGUGGGAAAAAUUUCCGGCAGAAGUCAGCCCUAAUUGUUCAUCAGAGAACUCACAUAAGACAGAAACCCUAUGAAUGUAAUGAAUGUGGAAAAUCAUUCUGUGUAAAGUCAAAACUCAUUGCACAUCAUAGAACACACACAGGGGAAAAACCCUAUGAAUGUAACAUUUGUGGAAAAUCAUUCUAUGUGAAGUCUAAACUGACUGUACAUCAACGAACACAUUUGGGGAAAAACUCUAUAAAAGUAAUAAAUGAGGGAAAUCACUCUGGGUGAAGUCAAGAAUUUAUAGAAAGAGCACAAAAGGAGAAAAAUCCAUUGAUAUAAUGAUUUUGAGAACAUCUUUGGUCUAAGAGCCAUUCUCACAAUCAGAGAACUUGUGGGAGAAGAUAUGAAGCUUUGGAAUAUUGAAAACUUUGUGGUGGAAUUUGAAUUAUACAAUACAUCAGAAAGCUCAGAGUAGAGGAAACAUAUUCGUAAAUGAAUGUAGGGAACCUUUUGCCCAAAGCCACACCCCACUAAAUAUCAAAGAAAACACACAAGUUAGAGACCUCUGUCCUCAUCAUAGAGUAGAGAAGACUUUAUGCAGAGGCUUUAGAAAAGGCACAAAUUAUAGGAAACUAUAGGAAAGCAUUUACUAUGAGGUGGUAUUUUAUUAGACUUGGGUGAAAUGCUUGAAGUAGUAUCUCAGUGGAUGUCAGAAGUUACUAGAGAAAAUACUUGAAAUAAGUGGAAGCUUUAAGUUAAAAUCUAAGCUUUUACCUCAGAGAUUUUCAAUUUGAAGGAAUUCUAGCAAUUUAGGAAAUGUGGAUAAUGGUUUUCAUUUAGAAAUAGCAUUUUAUUUUUGUUGAGAUAUAAUUUGGCCCAUUGCCAGGUGUAUUGUUUUCCUCCAUUUAAUGUAUUAGAUGUGAAAAUACAUCACACUGGGACCAAUAGUUGUAAGCAAGUCAGGCUUUUUGCUCAAGCAUAUGCGGAACAAGAGAUUUUUAGCAAGAGGACCCACCAACAGGAUUUUCUGAUGUCCAAGUAAAAGAGAUUUUGGAUCUAGUAACACACUAGGUCUAGGAGGAUUCUAGGAGGAGCUUGCCAGCAAGAAGUUUUAGUAAUUCUGAGGCCAACUCAUUUUGAGUGGCUCAUUCUGGAAUAGUAGAUCAAAGGGGAAAAGUGAGUUGCUGUAUAUGCAACUUAGUGGAUGUAGUAAAAGUGAGUGUGGAGAAUAAGUGGAUUCUGCACUGGCAAGUGUUUAACAGUUUGUCCAAGUGUCAUCUUCUGUGAGUGACAUGUUAUACCCAAAUCUAUUUCUCCACAUAUUUAACACCUUUCAUCUGUGAUGUAGCAAUUUAAAAAUUCAUAUACAAAAAUACAUUCUUAAAUAUAGAGCUUUAGAAAGCACAAGUAGAUUCUCCGACUGAGUAGGUUAUAGUAGCUUGUAGCAGAUCAGUGUACUAAUUGAGAACAACUAGAAAAAUACCACAAAAAGUAUCUAUUUUAAUUCAGUCUAUGAAGCAAAGAGGACUAAAAGGAAAAUUCAGGAGAGAAGUGAAUUACAGAAAGUACAUGGGCAAAAUGCAGCUGUUUUACCUGGACAGGAUACUUGCUAGUUCUGGCCACAGGGAAGAACCUGAGUACUGAGUAUGGCUCAGGUAGAGGAGGAAACUAUUUGUAGGAGGGCAGAGCCCAGUCUGUCAAGGCUGGAGUGAAAAAUUCUUAAACAAAAAAAAAAAAAAGCCUUAAACAUUACAGGUUAGACAUAUACUGGUUUUUAAAGAAAUUUUUAGAAGAAGGACUCCAUGCAGAGCAGGAGCCUGAAAAGUGAAUCUGAAUGUAGAUUUUUUUUUUUAAAGUACUGAGAAAAAAUGAUUAGAAUUUGUGAACUGCCAGUAGGAUGGACCCUUGCUGAGCACAGCAUGCUACCAUUAAAAGCAAGGUCAUUAUCAGAGGUAGAGUUACCAUAUUGCAACUGCAAACAAUAUCUGGUAUUUAAAAUAAAAAAAAAAAACCUGCCAAGAAAGAAAACUAAGAACAGAUGGCUUCACUAUAGUUAUUCCAAAUAUUUAAGAAGGAAAUAAUACCAAGCUUUUAUUAACUUUUACAGAGAAAGGAAGAUGGAGCUUUUCUAAAUCAUUUUGUGAGCUCAGUACCACCUUGAUACCAAAACCUAUAAAAGACAUUUCAGGAAAAUAAAGUUACUGAUAUUUUAUGAAAAUGCAUAAUAGUAAAUUUUAAAAAAAUCAGUUAUAUCCAUGUUUAUUAGAAGAGUCAAAGGAUUUAAUAUUUAAAAUUAAAUCAAUUUGGCCAAUU
Canis lupus familiaris (dog) is the source of this 3855-nucleotide messenger RNA. Its product is annotated as zinc finger protein 37A. The transcript has 5 exons. The record is from RefSeq and is a predicted model, not a curated record. Bases 142 to 1830 code for a protein of 562 amino acids. Gene Ontology annotation, molecular function: DNA-binding transcription repressor activity, RNA polymerase II-specific. Lineage: Eukaryota; Metazoa; Chordata; Mammalia; Carnivora; Canidae. Gene Ontology annotation, biological process: negative regulation of transcription by RNA polymerase II.